AUGGCCGGGAAUGUCAGCUCAUCCGAGUAUGUUAUGGCGGAUGUGGAAAACACGAAUGAACAGGACCGUCCGAAUAUCCAGCAUCAACUGUGGUAUCUCAGUCUCAAUGGAAAUCUUCACAAGACCACACUCUCGGAUACGUCUGAAAAGAUCAACAUCAUCGACAUCGGGACUGGCAACCGCUUCAUUCAACACAACGCGAAUGACUCCGAGUGGCCGUUCGAGCAGUUCCACUUCAUCCAAGCCUGCAUGGUGGAUGCGGGCGUUCAUGACUGGCCGGCGUUUCGAGAGACGUGCUUCCGUCACCUCGUUCCAGGUGGUCGUCUCGAACUGGGCCACGUUACAGAGCCCGCGCGUUCAAAGCUUCCGGAAUUCGACACCCCGAGCGCUUCUCCAUUUCUGAAUCUAAUACAUCUGGUCAUACUUGCCUCAAAGAAGGGUGGUCUUGACUACGAUGUGUCAAGCAAAUACCCGCAAGGUCUCAAGGACGCAGGCUUCGAUGAAGUCGAAGAAACCACCAUCCUGUGGCCACUGGGCAGCUGGCCACAGAAAGACAACGAGCGGAAGAUCGGCGUGCUGAGCUUGAAGAACAAAUUGCUUUGGGUCGAUACGGCGGCCAAGUUCAUCUUGACACACCAAAAUUUCAUGGGAGAUGAGGAAGCGAAUGAUGCGGUGCAGGCUGGUCGGGAUGAUUUGCUCCAGGCUGACAAGAAGCACUUUUACAUCACCAUGAAACUAUUUACCGCCAAGAAGCCUUACUGCCCUGCAUGA
Molecule: messenger RNA, 771 nt
Organism: Diaporthe citri
Lineage: Eukaryota; Fungi; Ascomycota; Sordariomycetes; Diaporthales; Diaporthaceae
Exons: 5
Coding region: 1-771 (256 amino acids)
Source: RefSeq, a predicted model, not a curated record